Linum tenue is the source of this 2113-nucleotide messenger RNA. The record is from the annotation of a GenBank genome assembly. Lineage: Eukaryota; Viridiplantae; Streptophyta; Magnoliopsida; Malpighiales; Linaceae.
CCACCGUCCCUCAAGUUGAUCGGUGGCAUUUGUUUUUCGAAACUCCCAAAACUCAGCACCCGGCCUCAACACCCAACCCUGAAAAACGCAUUCACAAUCAAUGAUGGAAAAUAUUAUUAUAGUUAUAGGACGCCUCUUGUUCCUUCUUUUGGCGCUGGAAUUCCAGCUGCAGGCAUUCUUCAGCUCUGCCUCUGCCUCCAAAGCAGCUAGUGGAAUCAAGUAUCUUCCUGGAUUCGAUGGCCCGCUUCCAUUCUACUUGGAAACAGGGUAUAUUGGCGUGGGAGAAGCAGAGGAGGUGCAGCUGUUUUACUAUUUUGUCAAGUCAGAGAGGAAUCCAGAGCAAGACCCUCUCAUACUCUGGCUUACUGGAGGUCCUGGCUGCUCGUCCUUGUCUGGUCUCGCCUUUGAGAUCGGUCCUGUUCGGUUUAAAGUGGUCGAAUAUAAUGGGAGCUUACCCACAUUGGUCUUGAAUCCUGACUCUUGGACAAAGGUUUCCAGUAUAAUAUUUUUGGACCUCCCAGUUGGAGCAGGGUUCUCCUAUGCAACAAGCGAGCCCGCUUCCCGAUCAAGUGACAAAGUACAAGCAUCCCAAGCUGUCGAAUUUAUGCGAAAAUGGCUAAAGAAACAUCCGAAGUUCCAAACAAAUCAAUUUUACAUCGGCGGAGAUUCCUAUGCGGGCAUCCCUCUACCCAUCGUGGUUCAAAUCAUUUCUUACGUGUACUUGCAAAAAACGGUUCACAAUUUUGAGUGCAACUUAUUUACAUCUUUUAUGUGUUGCAUACAGUCAUUGAAGACAAGUUGUGGCGAGGAAUAUCACGAUGUUGAUCCUACCAAUCAUGAAUGUAUCAACAAUUUAGAUGCUUUUGAUGAGUGUUUGUCAGGAUUAUACACUGAGAACAUAUUAUAUCCAAAGUGUGCAAUAGCUUCUCCAAAGCCAAUAAUGGAGGAGAUCCAGAUGGACAAGAGGAGGAGAUUCCUAUGGGACAAAUAUAGACAACAAUCUCUAUCUAUAGAUGUUCCUACAUUCGGUUGUCCGACUUACCCUUACCUUCUUUCCGAUUACUGGGCGAAUGAUGCAGUUGUCCGCAAAGCACUUCAUGUGAGAAAGGACACAGUGCAGAGAUGGAUACGAUGUAACUACAGGUUAGAUUACAAUUCAGAUGUCAGCAGCAGCUUUCAGUAUCAUGUCUACCUUUCAACCAAGGGUUAUCGUUCGUUGAUAUACAGUGGGGAUCAUGAUAUGGUGGUACCAUCAAUGGGAACGCAAGCCUGGAUUAGAGCUCUCAACUACUCCAUUGUAGAAGAUUGGCGAUCAUGGCACGUGGAUGGCCAAGUUGGAGGGUAUACAAGAACAUACUCCAAUGGAAUGACAUUUGCAACUGUCAAGGUGAGGGGAGAUAGCUAAUUAAUGUGUUCAUUCUCACGUUUUUGUCACGUCAACGAAAUUCAAUGUCUCUUUGACCACUGUUUGGUCAACUGUUAUUUCCAACGGUCAAUAAAAGUGUCAGGACAUAAAUGUCAAACACAGAAAGCUCGUGCUAGGAUUGUCAUAUUGAAUAGUUGAGUACAUAAAUGACAUUUUUUAAUAGUUUGGACUUUGGGUUUUUUUUACAGGGAGCUGGGCAUAUAGCAGUAGCGCACAAGCCUCUAGAGUGCUCGGUUUUGUUCAAAAGGUGGAUAAAUCAAGAGCCUCUGUGAAAACAAGAUAUGCAAAGAAAAGGUUCAAGUCAGUAACGCAUAAAUUUUUGCAAGAAAGACUUUAUUUAUAUAUAAAUAAAGGGACGUCAUACUGAAGUUGUUUAGGCAAGAAACUUUUGGUCCUGAUUCAAGCUUUGUUUGCUAGAUUUCUUCAAGGGUUGGCCUGAUUAGUCGAAGGAAGGAUGGGUAUCACUCCCGUUAUCUACACUCAAAUGAUCAAUAUUAGUUUCAUUGUGAGGAAGAACACGGAGAGUAACGAUAGAGAGAGAUAAGGGUAUGUAAAGUGAGGAGAGGAGAAGACUCUUUACUUGGAAGACAUAAUGUAUGCUCUAUAUGCAAAAGCUUGUGUUACUGUUUUGGACUUUGAUUGUAACUUGAAGGUGUUUGUGGGCUUGGGCACAUAUGCAUAUCGUUG